AUGGAUGGACAACAUAAGAAACGUGGAUUGGCCUGGAUAUUGCAAAAUGUACAAAGGCAGCUCGCGACCAAGAAAGAUGGAGGGUCAUCACACGUCAACCUCAGAGUCAGACAUGACACCUCCAGACUGGUGGAGAAGACCAGCCACAAGAACAAGAUGUCUGGCGCGAUGAAGGCGCUGUUGGUUGUUCUGCUCCUUGCUCUCGUCGCUGUGGUGGUGCUGGCUGUGGUCAUCGUACUGAUCAAGGACGACGACGACAAAGAGGUCAUCAAUGUCACACCAGAUACGAAUACAGGCGACAAGACUGAUGAAGAGAAACUACCAAAAGAAAAAACCAUGGAGAAUCGUGGUGACCAGCACUUCAAGGAUUGGCUCAAGACCAUCAUCGGAGACUCUCCUCUUAUCUCUCCAUCAUGGAACGAAGCCACAUUUGACCUCAAUGACGUCUUGUUCAACGCUACCGACCUAGGGUUUAGCAUCCUGGUGGGCGUCUAUCCACAAGUAGAUGACAAGAACUCGAGUGUACACAUAUUGAAGAUGGACCAACCUAGUUUGGGCAUGCCGGGUCAGAAGUACUACCUGGUCCCAAGGAAUGACACAAUGCUCAUGGCCUACCAGACAUUAAUCUACAAAGUGACCGAGACACUGGGGUUCGCAGACCCCGACACAGCCCAGCAAGAUGUGACGGACUUGGUGGAUUUCGAAAUACAGCUUGCACAGAUUUCUGUCCCAUCCGAGGAGAGAUGGGACCCAGAAGCCCUGUACAACCCAAUGACGUUGGGAGAAGUCCAUGCAAACUACAGUUCGGCAGAAUUGGACAUGAUGCAGUUCGUGGUCGCAUUGCUGCAUGCUCCGGAAGUAGGAAUCACAGACGUCACAGAAAAUGAAACCAUCAUCAAUGUCUCGCCUCCUUACUUUAGAAAUUUCACGGAACUCAUCAGAAACACUCCGAAAAGGACGUUAGCCAACUACGUGUUCUGGCGUGUAACAGGGGGCUACUUAGAAACCUUGACACAGACCUACAGAUCCCUUGUGUUUGAAUACUACAAGGUUGUGUACGGCAUCCAGCAAGGGGAGCCGCGAGACCAGGUCUGCGCUCGUUUUGCCAAAGGACAAAUUGGCUUCGCUAUCGGCAAAGUUUUUGUCGACCGGUACUUUGAACCCGAAGCCAAAUCUAUGGCCCUCGAUAUGAUACAGGGUCUCCAGACUGCGUUUGAUGAACUAGUGGAUGAGCUGUCCUGGAUGGACCCGGAGACGAAAAGACUUGCUCGGGAAAAGAACGACGUCAUUCAGUCCAAGAUUGGUUACCCGGAGUUUGUGAGAAACGACACGUAUCUAGAGGAGGUUUACUCAAACUUUACUUUUACAAGGUACCAGUACUUCGAAAACAACGUAAUGAUAGGGAAAGUGAGCCAUGACUCCCUGAUGCGACAACUGAGGCAGCCAGUGGACACUAACGCGUGGUUCAUGACCCCCGCUACUGUAAACGCCUAUUACUACCCGGUGAACAACGAGAUUGCGUUUCCAGCCGGAAUUCUUCAGCCCCCGUUUUUCAGUAAAGAUUUUCCAAAGUCCCUUAACUAUGGAGGUAUUGGCAUGGUGAUAGGACAUGAAAUAACUCAUGGCUUUGACGAAAGAGGUAGACAGUACGACAAGACCGGAAACCUGGAGCAGUGGUGGAGCGACUCCGCUAUCCAAAAGUUUAUAAAUAAGACACAGUGUAUGGUGGACCAGUAUAGUGCUUACGUCAUGGAGGAGGCCGGGAUGAAUGUGAGUGUGCUUGGUGGAGAAAAGUCUACUCACUACCACAAACAUACUUACAAUUGCCGUGGGAAACAAAGAAAUUCUGCACGAGUCAUUGGUCCAAACCAGAAUUCUGAGGACUUCUCCCGAGUGUUCAAUUGUCCCAAGUCCUCCUUCAUGAACGCGGAAAAGAAGUGUCAGGUGUGGUAG
This is a messenger RNA of Aplysia californica (California sea hare), 1953 nucleotides long. RefSeq names its product neprilysin-1. Gene Ontology annotation, cellular component: plasma membrane. The coding region runs from base 1 to 1953 and encodes 650 amino acids. Gene Ontology annotation, molecular function: metalloendopeptidase activity. The record is from RefSeq and is a predicted model, not a curated record. Gene Ontology annotation, biological process: protein processing. The transcript is spliced from 17 exons. Lineage: Eukaryota; Metazoa; Mollusca; Gastropoda; Aplysiida; Aplysiidae.